GCUCUCCAUUCUGACUUCCGUGAGCACACAUCACAACGUGCUUGCCCUGAACAUCAUGUCUCUUCGACUUUCCAGUGGAUCCAGGAGAUCCAGUCCCCAGUCCACCACGGGGUCGCUCAGACUCUCCAGUGGCGGAUCCAGAUUUGGGGCUGGGAAUGCAUGUGGCCUACCUGGAAUUGGAAGUGGCUUCUCUUGUGCCUUUGGUGGUAGCUCAUCUGGGGGCAGUGUAGGAGGAAGCAGUUCCUGCACUGGGUUUACUCUGAACGAAGGGGGUCUUUUGUCUGGCAAUGAGAAGGUGACCAUGCAGAACCUCAAUGACCGCCUGGCAUCCUACCUGGACAACGUGCGUGCUCUGGAGGAGGCCAAUGCUGAGCUGGAGCAGAAGAUCAAGGCGUGGUAUGAGAAGUUUGGGCCUGGUUCCUGCCGUGGUCUGGACCAUGACUAUAGUCGAUACUUCCCAAUAAUUGAAGAUCUUAAAAAUCAGAUUAUCACUUCCACCACCAGCAAUGCUAAUGCUGUUAUCCAGAUCGACAAUGCCAGGCUGACGGCUGAUGACUUCAGACUUAAGUAUGAGAACGAGCUGGCUCUGCACCAGAGUGUAGAGGCCGACGUCAAUGGGCUGCGCAGAGUUCUGGACGAGAUCACCCUGUGCAGAACGGACCUGGAGAUUCAGUAUGAAACCCUGAGUGAAGAGAUGACUUACCUCAAAAAGAACCACAAAGAGGAAAUGAAGACGCUGCAGUGCGCGGCUGGGGGCAACGUGAACGUGGAGAUGAACGCAGCCCCAGGGGUGGACCUCACUGUCCUCCUGAACAACAUGCGAGCUGAGUAUGAAGACCUUGCAGAGCAGAACCGCAGGGACGCCGAGGCCUGGUUCAACGAGAAGAGCGCUUCGCUGCAGCAGCAAAUCUCUGAGGAUGCCGGGGCCACAACCUCGGCCAGGAACGAGCUCACGGAAAUGAAACGCACUCUUCAAACCCUGGAAAUUGAACUUCAGUCUCUCUUAGCCACGAAACACUCCCUGGAGUGCUCCCUGACCGAGACCGAAGGCAACUACUGCACACAGCUCGCACAGAUCCAGGCUCAGAUCGGGGCCCUGGAGGAGCAGCUGCACCAGGUCAGAACCGAGACCGAGGGCCAGAAACUCGAGUACGAGCAGCUGCUCGACAUCAAGGUUCACCUGGAGAAGGAGAUCGAGACCUACUGCCUCCUCAUAGGUGGAGAUGAUGGGGCUUGCAAGUCUGGAAGUUACAAGUCUAAAGAGUAUGGAUCUGGAAGUGUGGGGAAUCAGAUGAAAGAGCCAGCCAAAGCCAUCGUGGUUAAAAAAGUCCUUGAGGAGGUCGCAAGAAGCAAAAUACUUACCAGCAGGCUCCACUCCCUAGAAGAGAAAUCCCAGAGCAAUUAG
Elephantulus edwardii (Cape elephant shrew) is the source of this 1405-nucleotide messenger RNA. RefSeq names its product keratin 25 (gene KRT25). Gene Ontology annotation, molecular function: structural molecule activity. The record is from RefSeq and is a predicted model, not a curated record. Gene Ontology annotation, biological process: intermediate filament organization; hair follicle morphogenesis. NCBI's taxonomy places the organism in Eukaryota, Metazoa, Chordata, Mammalia, Macroscelidea, Macroscelididae.